AUGACCAAAGUGGAGCCGGAAGUUUCAUCCCCAAAUAUGCUGUCAUGUUCCACACUAGGGGACAAGAUGCAGUAUAUCGCGAACACUAAGGACAAAACAACAGCCCGUUUCUUUGAAGAAGAUCAGGAAGAAGAGCCUCCCGUGUCUCCGACCCGAAUCAUUUCUAUACGAUGGCUAGCGAAAUGUUAUGAGAGAAGUCAUGUAUUGUGGACUGAGGAGCUAUAUGAUAUAUAUCUAUUGUGGGGCGCUAAACCCAAGGCUGAUUGGGUAGCUCAUGGUAGAGCCCUCGGGCUUACCAAUACUUCUACCUACAGACUGUUUUUGCUAUCAAGUGUAGUUGUGAGAAUAGGUCCCAAGAAAUGUGAAGGCAGUUCACUGCAGCGUAACUGUCUGGCUGUUCAAUACGGAAGCCUCCAGAGGUUUAUUUGCUUUGUAUUACGUUGGUUUACCCUCGGCUCUGUUAUUAUAGUGAACGUGAACACCUUCAUACUAUUAAUGCGCGGUGCAAUGAAACAAAAUCCUCCACGUCUCAAGAGAGCAAUUCGCCUUCUAAAACGAAGAAGUGGUCACUUUUUGAUCACAUGUCAUAUAAGACCCGCAGCCUUCGCGUCUGUCAUACUCCACAAUCCGGGAGAUCAACGAUCCAUGCACCCCCUUUUGUGGGUUUGCGACAGGGAGAAGAAGUGCGGAAUGUGGGCCAACGAGUUGCCGCAGAGAAGCGCCGUCGAAGGAGCGGUGCCAACGCGACCGCACCCAGAUGCAGCUAAGGUUCACUAUUGGCCUGGUGUAGGCUCGGCGUUUGAGAUGAGGCGGGCACCCGAGAAUUUAGGGAAGGCUAUGGAGGUUAGUGAAAAGGGUCUCCAAUAUCUGAUAUCGAUACCCCUUGUUUCACACGUCGAAUUUCGCUCACCAAGAGACAUGAAACCCGCCUGCUCGAUCCGUUCGGCUGCUAUGGAAAUCAUCCACUACAGAGCUGUCUGGGAGAUCGCCAUCGAAUAUCGCAAUAUCAGAAAAGUUAAUGAUCAAAAUAAGGGAAUUAUCCUUAACAAGCACAUUUCUCGUUUCCUGCGAACUGAUUAUCGUGCAGGUGUUAGAUCUGAGAGAUCGAAUCAUGGCGUUAGGGGCUUGCAUGCGGUGCAUGGUGGAUGGAGGCUGAACACGGAGCUGUUCGGCGAUGGAAAGUGGAAGACUGUUAAAUCGGGCUUUCUGCGCAUGAAAAUUUCACCACGUCGCAUGGAAUUUGCAUUUCAGGUUUUGCUGUUGCGUGGAAAAGAGUUUAUUGCAAAAAUACCUAAGAACUUGGAGAGGGAAAAACGUCCCGAGCACCCUAUUGGGAGCAACGUGAGCAUUACAAUACAUACAUCAUGUAUUCGGCGUCGUAAGCCAGGAAUCACCGAAAUUUCACGGCGCUACAACACACUACGUAAGCCACUCUCGCAGAAUUACCUUGACAAUGGUGUGUCCGCCUUCGGGCUUGCUGAAUCUCGCUACUCUCAGGCAAGAGUUACAUGCAUCCGAGGAAAGUGCAACACCGAGAAGCGAAUAUCGGAUGAUUUCGAUCGACGAACCUGUCAACUGGGGACCUUGGCGAUGAGAUACGCGAGGGGCUUUGUACGCGUGGCCGAAUUGAAUAGCAAACGUCGAAUACAAUCGUGCGAGCCCCGAUCUCACAAGUUUUGCAAAUCACGCAGGAUGGAGGUAGACAAGUGA
Lindgomyces ingoldianus is the source of this 1710-nucleotide messenger RNA. RefSeq lists its product as uncharacterized. The coding region runs from base 1 to 1710 and encodes 569 amino acids. NCBI's taxonomy places the organism in Eukaryota, Fungi, Ascomycota, Dothideomycetes, Pleosporales, Lindgomycetaceae. The transcript is spliced from 18 exons. The record is from RefSeq and is a predicted model, not a curated record.